Molecule: messenger RNA, 790 nt
Organism: Drosophila ficusphila
Lineage: Eukaryota; Metazoa; Arthropoda; Insecta; Diptera; Drosophilidae
Exons: 1
Coding region: 104-745 (213 amino acids)
Source: RefSeq, a predicted model, not a curated record
ACUAAACCCAGUUGGCAAUUGGGGGACACUCAAGGCGGUCCCUUCCAAAAUUAUUUGUGUUGUAAAGCGUUGCAAGGCCUUUCUCCGAAUCAGACUAUCGAACAUGUCCGCGACCACCAGCGGCAUUGAAGAAACCAGGAAUGGAGCUCCUACGAUAUGGAGCAGACGAGGUGAAUCCCGCGUGGAGGAAACCACUCUGAUCGGUGAUGGUCUGCACGUGCAACGUUCUCGACAAGGUCGUCCACAAGGGCCACACAACCAGCGAACAUCCACGGAUCGAUCAGCGGAUAGAAGGUCUCGAAAUCCAACGCAUCGCCGGGCCAAUCUCCUUCGCAAAAUGAGCCUACAAAGGAGUUUGGCCUUCUACAACCGGUUAAGAAGCAACUUUGGAGGACCUGCUUCCGGAUUUGGUUACGCCUUUGAAUCGGACUUCAACCUGCGGAGGCAAUUGCGACGGGACUUCUACCUACCGAUGUUGGGAAACUGCCUUGGUUUCCUCAACGGAAGUGAGGAGGGGGCUGAGGAGAGGAGGUUGUUCUCGGAUCGAUGCCACUGGACGCGGGCUCAGUUGCACUUCCAGCAGUACUUGGGUCUCCGGCAUCGCCAUCACCACUUUUCGAGAUCCUCCUCCCUGAAGUUGGAUCUCAGUCCCCUGGACUUGAGACUAAUCUACGGCACGUUGUACGGACUGGGUCUCAAGGAGGCACUCCGACUGGCCUUCAACGAGGUGGUCCACCUGCACUAGUUUCGUUUCCCCAACGAUCGAUAAUAAAAAGUCAUUUCCAAUCUA